UUUUUUAAUUCCUUCGAAUAAGGACAACUUUUUUUCAAACAAACUAUGUAAUAGAAUUUGUUUUACUCAUUGAUUGAAGCUAAUUCCGUCGAAAGAUAUUUUUGUUACCGUGGGUGUUUUCGGCACUCGCUCUGGGUUAACUCUAGAGUUAACAAGGGUGCUCAACCGCAUUCUAAAAUGAACGUGAAAUUCACUUGUGAACAGUGUUUAAGGUAAUCUGCCUAACCCAACCUGACUAAAAUUUCUUAGCACGUUGAAGGUACAAACCAAGGUACAAACUUUGUUAUCCCUAAUUUUAAUUAGUUUCAAUUUAAAAGUUAAAAAGUAUGGCUGAGACCAAUGAGACAUUUGAAAUAAUAAAUGCUGUGGUCGAUAUAACGGGGCAAUUAGUUUUGCGACCAAGUGACAAAACUGUAUUAUGUUAUCUGUUGAAGAAUAACGGACAAAAAACAAUGGGCUACGUUGCGCAGGAGGAUUAUCAUGAAAUGUUAUGUAGCCGCCAAUGUUCAGAAGAAUCUUCAGAAAUAGAUCAAAAUAAUAGAAUCGAUGAGGAACAAAAUGAUGGGACUACUGAGGAAGAAGAAGAAAUCGGCGUGGGGCAAGAUAAAAUAGCAAAAGGAGAAAUGGAGAACCAAAAAUCUGUGGAGAAAGAAACUACUAAAAGUUCAGGGCAAUGGACAGAUGCCGAAACGAAAGUUCUAAUUGAAAUGUAUCCACAUGUGGCAGAAUCAUCAAAAGAUAAUCUUAGUCCAGAUUUUUGGAAGAAGGUUAGCGGUUUAUUGGCUUCCAAUGGUUUGAAAAAAACGUGGCUUUCAUGCAAGGAAAAAUGGAAGUCAUUAAACCGCACCUAUAAAAUUAAUCUUGCCAAAAAGAAGGAAACGGGAACAGGGCCCAUUACUUGGCCAUAUUUUGAUCAGUUACAUGAAAUUUUAUUUAAAAAGCCGGAAAUAAAUCCGGUCGCAACAGCCUCCAAUAUCUCGGGGUACAAAAAAAGGAUUGCCAAAGAAGUGGAGGAAGAAAAUGAAAUAAAACCGUCAUGUUCAUCAAAAAAUAAAAAAAUUAAAACUGAACCAGAAUGGUUGCAAGAAAUGAGAAAAGAUGCGGCCUUGCGCCAUGAGCAAAAUUUAGAGUGUAAGAAUAAAUUCGUUUCAACUUUUACAGAACUAGUAGACGUGAUGAAGAAAAAACAGUAAAAGUGGAGCGUUUUUUUGUUAAAAGUUUUUUUUAUUUCAUACUACUGAUUAUUAUACGUCAGUUUUUAUUUUUUAUUGGGGUCACCAAAAAGUCGGUAAAGACAUUAAUGGAAAAAAUAACUAAUAUUUUUCUUUCUGAUAAUUAAAAAACUCUUUCUUCAUCUCUUCCGACCAUUCUGUCUUCGUUACAGUUCACAAUUCAAAAUAAAAGCUAAAACUGGCACCCAGUUAAUUUUCCAAUUUUUGUGUUGCUUUCAAAAUAGAAAUAUUUUACUUUAAAAUUUAAUUUUUGAAAAUCUUAUAUUAAUAAGUGGGUGUCAGAUUCAGUCUUUUAUUUUAUUAUUA
Molecule: messenger RNA, 1538 nt
Organism: Leptopilina heterotoma
Lineage: Eukaryota; Metazoa; Arthropoda; Insecta; Hymenoptera; Figitidae
Exons: 3
Coding region: 327-1193 (288 amino acids)
Source: RefSeq, a predicted model, not a curated record